Molecule: messenger RNA, 676 nt
Organism: Diabrotica balteata
Lineage: Eukaryota; Metazoa; Arthropoda; Insecta; Coleoptera; Chrysomelidae
Source: the annotation of a GenBank genome assembly
AGAAAGAAUGAGCUGCAAAACCCAUUCUCUAGUAGCAAAGGUGUUCUGCAUUAUUAGUUCUUUGUUUCUGUACCAUCAUGGCCAGAAUCAUCAUUUUUUCCAUCGUUCUCUCAAUAAUCUACAGCAGCGACGCCUUUUCCGGUGGAGCACCUCAAACAGUAUGCGACGAUAUGACCCCUGUCCAUUUAGUAGGUCCUAAGACCUCUAAACUACCCUACAACGUUACCGUUGAUCGAAGCGAAGUAAAAGGAGGUGAAAUAGUCGAAAUUUCAAUUCAAGGAUCGUAUAAAGGCGUACUAGUGGAAGUUAGGAAUGGUAAGAGAGCAGCAGGCACCUUCAUCGUCUCCGGCGAUGAUCGUUUCGUGAAAACAAUUGACUGCCAUGGAUCAAAAAAGAAUGCUCUAACUCACAAAAACUCUUUUACUAAAAAGGACAAAACAUUCAAAUGGAAAGCACCUAGGACACCAGGGAAAUAUACUGUCGUGGUUACCGUUGUCAAAGAGGCACUCACUUUUUGGGCUAGAAAACCAACAGCAGUUAUAAAUGUUGUGUAAAUAAUUAUAUUAAAUAUAAAACAAAGAAAUAAUUAAAACAAGUAUUUUAUCAAUUGGUACAUCAUAUUAUUUUUUGUCUACAAAAUAUGUUAUAAUUUAAAUAUAUAAUAUACACAUUAUAA